Gryllus bimaculatus (two-spotted cricket) is the source of this 2195-nucleotide messenger RNA. NCBI's taxonomy places the organism in Eukaryota, Metazoa, Arthropoda, Insecta, Orthoptera, Gryllidae. The record is from the annotation of a GenBank genome assembly.
UGCGCCGUUGUCUUGGGUUGAUGAGGAGGAAGAGCAUGGAUUCGCGUGCUGAAUGCAAAGAGAAUACAAGCUGUUCAGCGAUCGCUCAUAAAUUUGAAUGAGACUGACAGUGAGCAACAGUUGGAGAAUAAAGAAGAUAACCGCCACCUGCCUAGGAAAAUAACAUGCACUUUACUAACGGGACUAAUAGCAGUUGACGCCCCCGGAAUCGCCAAUUAAUCAAUGAGAACUCGGAAGCUGCAUUCUACAAGUUAGGACAAUCUCAUCUGCUUUACCCAAAAAUUAAACAGACGUGCAGUCUCCAACAUGCGCUGGGGAUUCAUCGUGGGACUUCAGGUGCUCUGCCUUGCAGGAGGGGUUACGCCCUUCGAUCCCCUGCAGUGGAUACCCGCGACCAUCAAGUAUCCAUUGGUGGACCUCAUGUCUAAUUUCUUACCGGUUAUAAUGCAGGUGCAACGCCUCCUCAUAUCACACCAUGAAGACGAUUCAAAAAGGGAGGAGUUCGACUUCGUCAUCGUCGGCGCGGGAGCCGCCGGCAGCGCCCUGGCCCUGCGCCUCACGGAGCGACCGGACUGGAAGGUGCUGCUGCUGGAGGCCGGCGGGGAAGAGGUGCCCAUCAUGGACGUGCCCUUCUUUAUCGGCCAGUUCCAAUCCACCGACGCGAACUGGCAGUACGUCACCACCCCGCAGACCACUUGCUGCGUACUCAUGAAGGACUCCCGGUGCGACUACCCGGCCGGCAGAAUGGUCGGCGGCAGCACAGGCAUCAACUACAUGUUUGACGUUCGGGGCAAUCCCAAGGACUACGACAACUGGGCGGAUAUGGGCAAUAAGGGAUGGUCGUUCGCUGAUGUACUUCCUUACUUGAAGAAAGUUGAAGAUAUGCAAAUUCCUGAAUUGCAGAACAGUGAUUACAGAGGAUAUGGAGGAAGAAUAAAAAUAACAUAUCCUAAUUCCUUCUUUGACGUGAGUGAGCUGAUCCUCAAAGCAACUGAGGAAGCGGGCUUCCCCAUGACGGACGACUACAACGGCGAGAAGCAGACAGGAACGGGACGCAUGCAGACCACAACGUACGAAGGCUCCCGUUGGAGCGCCAACGCAGGCUACUUGAACGAGGCGCGCGCCCGCCCCAACCUCUUUCUGCGCACGCGCAGCUUCGCCACGCGCCUCGUGCUGGAGGGCGUGCGCGCGCGCGGCGUGCGCUACGAGCGAGGCGGCCACGAGCACGUCGCCUACGCCACGCGCGAGGUGAUCCUGUCGGCGGGCGCCGUCAACUCCCCCGCCAUCCUCAUGCACUCGGGCAUCGGGCCGGCCGACCACCUGCAGCAGCUGGGCAUACCGGUGGUGCAGCCGCUGCCCGUCGGGCACAACCUCAUGGACCACACGGCGCUCGUCGCCACGAUCACCACACUCAACGAGUCCGUCAGCCCCAGCAUACCCGAUGUUUUGCUCAAUCCCUUGAACCUUGUCAACUAUUUCGCUAAAAAGUCCGGUCCCCUCUCGAGUACGGCAGGUUUUGAAGCAAUUACAUUUCAUGAGGUUGAGGGAGCCGAGUUCCAUACUCCUGGUUGGCCGGAUGUGGAGAUUUUGUACGCCUCUCUCAACCCGUUCGCUACCCGAAAGAUGGCGAAUGUAUUUCGAUUAUCGGAUGUCGCAUACGAUCGACUUCUCGAACCGAUUAAAGGCAAACCGUCGCUGUUGGCUGCCAUUUGGCGGCUACGUCCGAAAAGCCGAGGACGCAUCUUUCUUCUGAACAACGACACAUCCACGCCGCCCCAGAUCGACGUUCGAGGUUUUUCGGAUCCGGAGGACGUGGCGGCGGUGCUGUCUGGUCUGAGGGCUUUCCAGCAGGUGUUGGCGGCCCCCAGUUUCCAGAGGGUCGGUGCUCGCAUUGUGGAUGCACCUGUCCCCGGGUGUGAGGACGUCGACUUCGACUCGGAUGACUACUGGCGUUGUGCUAUUCACCGCUUUUCACUCCCGGUCUACCACCAGAGCGGAACCGCCAAAAUGGGUCCACCUGGUGACCCGACGGCGGUUGUCUCUCCUGAUCUGAAAGUGGUUGGGAUUGAGGGACUGAGAGUUGCGGAUGCGUCUAUCAUGCCCUUAGUGAUUUCAGGUCAUUUGCAAUUCCCUUGUUACGUGAUAGGGGAGAAAGCAGCAGAUUUGAUCAAACAGGAAAAUGGCAAUUAAUUCAC